UUCAUAACCUGGUAAAAAGAAUUUCUCUAGCCCUCCAUGUCAUUUGUUUGAGCUGGUAGGGCCCCCAUUCCUUCCAUUGUUAUGUAAGCUUUGGUCUCUGUCAGACUCCACACUGGCCAUAACCACACCCACUACAGGGUGCCUGUUAUAAUGCUUAAAGCCACAUUACUCACUGGGAUUUUGUGAAAGGACACAGAACAAGGCCCUAACAUGUCUCUGGAACAAAUGUCCUCAUAUUCCUUGCAUUUGUGUUUUUCUCUGCUACUUCUGUUUAAAGCGCAACAGCAGGGUCUUGCCGCUCGUCCGUUACUUGUGUUUCUUCUCGAUGGUUUUCGCUAUGACUACAUUGACAACCUACACGAACUGCCAGGAUUUCGCGAGGUUGUAGACAGAGGAGUGAAGGCGGACUACAUGACUCCAGAUUUCCCAAGUCUGUCAUACCCAAAUUACUACUCUUUAAUGACAGGUCGUCACUGUGAGACCCAUCAGAUGACUGGAAAUUACAUGUGGGAUGAAGUGUCAAACAAGGAGUUUCUUAUUGGAACCAAUCCUGACAGUCGGUUAUCUCUUUGGUGGAAUGGAUCAGAACCUCUCUGGGUCACCCUCCAAAACGUGGGAAAGAAUGUUUUUAUGUACUUCUGGCCUGGCUGUGAAGUGGAAAUUCUGAAUGUUCGCCCAGCAUUCUGUAAGGAAUACAUUUACAAUCCAUCAGAAGACAAUCUCAUACAGUCGAUAACCAGUGCGCUUGCUGCUUUGAGUUCAGGCCAAGCAGACAUGGCAGCUGUUUACUAUGAGAAAAUAGAUGUGGAAGGGCAUCACUUUGGUCCAGAGUCCCCUCAGGUCAGAACAGCUGUGCAAAAGCUGGAUCUCAUCAUACAGAUACUCAACCAAAAAAUCAAGGAAAGCAACAUGGUGAACAAGCUAAAUGUGCUGUUAUUUUCAGACCAUGGUAUGGCAAAGAUCCAGUGGAUGGAGAAGGUGAUAGAGCUGGACAAAUUUAUAGACAUGUCAGAUGUUUUGAAGAUAAUGGAUAGAGGACCAGUGGUCAGUCUGUGGCCUAAAAAUACCACAUACCAAAAGGUCUAUGCUGCCUUGAGCCAGGUACAUAACAUGCGUGUUUAUGCCAGGCAGGAAAUCCCUGAACGGUUCCAUUACAGAAAAGGGAACUUUGUUUCCCCUCUUACACUGGUUGCUGAACCAGGCUGGUUUAUCACUAAGAACAAGAAAACAUUACCUUAUUGGAAAAAUGACUCAAGGGAGCCCUCAGCAUGGCAAAAUGGCUGGCAUGGUUAUGAUAAUGAGUUCGUUGACAUGAGAGGCUUUUUCUUGGCAGUAGGACCAGACUUCAAGCAAAAUGUUCGAGGAGGUUCAAUAAGAGCAGUGGAUGUUUACAACGUCAUGUGCUGGAUACUAGGUGUGGAUCCUUUGCCUAAUAACGGAUCCUGGUCUCGAGUGGAGUAUCUACUAAAUGGCUUUGAAAGUCCAUUCCAGUCUGAUACACUUUGCAAUAUUGUUCUUUUAGGAGUACUUUUGUUAGUAUUUUACUAAAACAUUAAGUAUUUUGGAUCAGAUGAAAUGCUAAUUUGAUCUUUGAUAUAUAUGAUGGUAAUUAUCUGGUAUAGAUUUGAAUUGUAAGGAUGUGCUGUGGUACGCAGAUGUUAAUGAAACUGGGUCUAGGUGUAUCUAUGCCCAGGGGCCCCUGGUGAUGGUCCCUCUCUUUUGAUAAAAGUGCAACUUGCUGAGGGAAAUUAAACUACUUUGUGUCAUGUACAGUCAUAUUCAAUCAAUUAGAAAAUACAUUUCUAAGAGGCUUGGUUGUCAAAUUAAAAGUACCUUUUGGAAGAAAACAACUUUAAGUUGGUAUAAAACAUACUUUUCAUCAAGCCCCCAAUCCUGCAUGAAAAAUGCUGCUUUUUUAUUGGUCUGAUGCAAUAUUUUAAUCUUAAAUACUGUUUUUUAGGUGGAAAUCAUAAUGAACAGAAAUAAAGGCUUUAAAACAUCAUCAGUCUUUUAACCUAUAUAAUGUGCUGCCCUAGUGAAUUUAGUUACUGACAAAUGAAUUUUUCAAUAGCAUUCAAAUUUAUUUAAUAUGACUUGUGUAUAUUUUUGCCACUGUAGCAAAUAUUAAAAACCACUUAAAAUUUUACACCCCAUUUUUGAUUUUUUAUAUUAAAAUUGUAUGUUAUAAACAUCAUUUAACCCUACAAAACUAUUACAAAUGUAUUGACAUUAAUAUUAAUACUUGUAAUGAGUGUCUGUUAAUAUCUGACUAACUGUAAAGUUAACAUAUCUAUUCGCUUGUUUUCUUCCUUAU
This is a messenger RNA of Fundulus heteroclitus (mummichog), 2314 nucleotides long. RefSeq names its product ectonucleotide pyrophosphatase/phosphodiesterase 6 (gene enpp6). The coding region runs from base 211 to 1548 and encodes 445 amino acids. The transcript is spliced from 8 exons. NCBI's taxonomy places the organism in Eukaryota, Metazoa, Chordata, Actinopteri, Cyprinodontiformes, Fundulidae. The record is from RefSeq and is a predicted model, not a curated record.